This is a messenger RNA of Glycine soja, 1661 nucleotides long. RefSeq names its product BSD domain-containing protein C22A12.14c-like. The transcript has a single exon. Gene Ontology annotation, cellular component: cytoplasm. Bases 176 to 1468 code for a protein of 430 amino acids. NCBI's taxonomy places the organism in Eukaryota, Viridiplantae, Streptophyta, Magnoliopsida, Fabales, Fabaceae. The record is from RefSeq and is a predicted model, not a curated record.
UAAGCAGAAAAUCAGUUUCAGAGUUUUGUGUUGUUGGGCGUUAUCCUCAGCCUUCGGUUACGGGCUGUUUGUUAGUUGCUGGUUACUCCACGACGCGCACUCUACCUGAUUGAUUCCUAUCUCAUAUGUUUAAAAAUUCACAAAACAUUCUAAUCUUUCUGUCUCUGCAUUCCUCAUGAAUUUCUUCACCUCCUUUUUCUCCGACGACGACGACGACGACGACAAUGCUCGCCAAACCGAAUCGCAAGACGAAGAAGAAGCGAGUCGCGAUUCCGAGCACCUAUCCGAUUCCCCCACCAGCGACGGCGGCGCGUGGGAAUUCAGCGGCCUAUGGAAAACCCUAAGCGCGAAAUCGGAAUCCAUCAUCGAUACCUACCGUCGCGACCUGCAGGAAUUCGGCACCGGUUUGAAGAAGGAGAUUGAGGUCGCUCACGGUUCCCUCGAGACGGUGGGCCACGUCAUCGACCAGUUCGGAAACACAGUCGUCAAAGGCACCUCUCACAUCAAAUCAUAUCUCGAUUCCGAUAAUAAUAACAGAAACAACAACCCCGGCGGCAACGAAGAAAAAAAGAGUUUCAAUUCGAAGCGCUAUUAUAAUAGGUUUGACGCACAGGUUCGUGCAAUUCAGGGUGACGUUAGCACCUACACCGAAGUGCCUGAGGAUUCGGAUGAGUAUACUGAUUGGAAAUCAGGGUUUUCGUUGGAAGGGAAGAGUGAUGAAAUUGAGGAUUUUUUAAAAGAGAGUGAGGCGAUGGAGAGUGUUUUCAAGAGGGUUGUUCCCAGUGUUGUUGACCGUGACACGUUUUGGUGUAGGUAUUAUUAUAGAGUUUAUAGGCUCAAGAAAGCUGAGGAUGUGAGGGCGAGACUCGUGAGGAGAAUGUCGAGGGAAGAGGAGGAGUUGAGUUGGGAUGUUGAAGAUGAUGAUGAUGAUGGUGAUGGGGAUGAGAAUAAGGGGAAAGAGGGAGAUUCUGAGUUGCAUGGUGAUGGAACAAAGAAAUUGAAUGUGGAAGAGAUGCAUAAGUCUGGUGAGGAGGGGUCUAAGGAAGAAAAGAGAGGUGAUUUAUUGCAAAGCAAGGGAGAUGAGUGUGUCGAAGAAUCAAAGGUUGACAAGAACAAAGAGGUUGUUGAGAAGAUGGGUGAUGGAAGUAGUAAGAAAACUAUCAAUGAAGAUGAUGAGAGGAAAGAUUCUGGUGUGGAUUCUGGUAAGAAAGUGAUAAUGGAAAGUAAAGUUGAUGAUGGAAAAGAUUCGUUGGUUGCAAAUAAGCACUCGGGGAACAAGAAAGAGGAGGAGGAUCUUGAGUGGGAUGAAAUUGAGAAUCUUAGUAGAAUUGAUGAAGAGAAGGAAGUUCGGACGGGUAGCCCUACCAAAGUUGAUUUGCGGAAGCGCCUCAGUGCUGCUCAAGAGCAAGACGAAGAAGACGACUUGAGUUGGGACAUUGAAGAUGAUGAUGAACAUGCUAAGGCAUGAGAUAUGAGCUUCACUUUCAUGAGAUUUAUGCAUGUAAGUGUGGUUUUCAUAACAGAAACUAGCAUUCUCUUUUUGUUUUUAUAUUUGUGUAAAUUUCUUAGAAGUCUCAUUCUUACACAUUUUAAAUGUAUGAAAAACAACUAUUUUAAUUGAUAUAUCCCUUCUCUUUAAUUUUUAACAAAUGUUUUGGAUA